AUGCCCUCUCCUAAAGCGAAAAACCCCGGUCGCAGCGGAGGAAGCCCGGUGCUCGGGAGCUCCAACGGUCGCUACGAGUUCAUGUCUCUGACAAAGCCGCUAAACCGGUCUUCACCGCCACACCUGCUCCAGCGCCAGGGCUCCGACCCGACCACGGCCCGCCUUCGAGCCUCUGAAAGCCCCACUCGGCGCCGGGGCUCCGGCUCCUCCACGGGCUCCGCGAGCGGCCAGGGGCCACCUGAAGAGGAUGGUAUCCGGCUCAACCCCUCCCUCAUUCGCGUAGCGCUCAGCUCCCUGCUGGCCAUCGACCUGUGGCUGUCCAAGCAGCUGGGAGUGUGUGCCUGUGAGGACUCAUCCUGGGGCAGUGUGCGCCCCUUAAUGAAGCUCUUAGAGAUAUCGGGACAUGGUAUCCCGUGGCUGGCUGGUACCGCCUACUGUCUGUACAAGAGCGACAGUGCUGCAGGACAAGAAGUCAUGCUCAACCUUUUCAUGGGCCUGCUGCUGGACCUGAUCUUGGUUGGCAUUGUUAAGGCGGUGGUGCGUCGGCGUCGGCCAGCACAUAAUCGUAUGGACAUGUUCGCCACCUUUUCUGUGGACCGCUACUCCUUCCCCUCCGGACAUGCCACGCGUGCCGCCAUGUGUGGCCGCUUCCUGCUGGCUCACCUCGUGCUGGCUGCCCCGUUGAGAGUCCUCGUUCUGCUGUGGGUGGGCCUGGUAGGGUUGAGUCGAGUGAUGCUGGGCAGGCACAAUGUGACUGAUGUGAUGUUUGGGUUCUGGAUGGGCUAUUGCCAGUACAACCUUGUGGAAAUGCUGUGGCUGUCCCCUCAAACACUGCAAGGGCUGCUGGGACAGUCAGCUUAAGGACUUAAGGAAAUGGUAGUUUAUAUUUGAGUAAAGCAGCACGUACACACCUUUUUCCCUUAUAGUAAUAUAUUCUCACUGAAUUGAAAGCAGCACUAUUUCUAAGGUUGGGAUCAUUUUAAAAAUACAUUUACUUUGUAACAAAACGAUAUUUGCUGAAGAGAAAUAUGAAUAAUGUUGUGGAGCAGAAAGUUGUGUUAAAACAAAAAUUGUUUUGUUAUAAAAUAAAUGUUUUUAUACAUUCAAAUAAAUAUUAAGAAUACUUUUUACAUCCCAUAAGUGUUGUAUUGGAGAUUAUGCUGACACUAGAGAGUAGAUCUUUAUCAAAAAAACC
This is a messenger RNA of Haplochromis burtoni (Burton's mouthbrooder), 1195 nucleotides long. It is a transcript of the gene plpp6, whose product is annotated as phospholipid phosphatase 6. The transcript is spliced from 2 exons. Lineage: Eukaryota; Metazoa; Chordata; Actinopteri; Cichliformes; Cichlidae. Bases 1 to 861 code for a protein of 286 amino acids. Gene Ontology annotation, molecular function: sphingosine-1-phosphate phosphatase activity. The record is from RefSeq and is a predicted model, not a curated record.